UUGGCUGAGGUGUGUGGCUGUUACGUCUUGUCGGUUGUGAUUUACCGUUGUUGAAAGGAAAUACUUUAAGCUGUAGUGGAGUAGUUGGUCGUGCACUUUGGAGAAAGUUCUCAAAAUCCAAAACUGGCAGCCUCCUUGUUUCGAAUCGCGUUUUUGAUGACACCUUCCUAAUUAUUAUAGGAUAUCAGGAUUUCGUUAGAAGCGUGCGAAAAAACAGCCAAAGGCAGAAUGAAAUUUCAACUGAAAGUGUGGAUAGUGCUGUGUGUGAUGAUUUUGAUCAUGCUAGUUGAAGACACGAAUGCUCGACGUGGUCGUGCUCGAGGACGCACUAAAUCCAGGAUGCAAAUUGGUCUGCCAAUUACAGGAAAGUACCGGGACCCAGAGUCUGACCAGUACUAUAACAACAAUAACGGAGCGAAAAUAACACUGGCCUCUCACUUCGAUUAUGAAUACGUAUUAGGUCACAAAAUAGCGUUUCUUUGUGUAGCUCGGGGUACCCCACGGCCCACAAUCACGUGGUUUAAAGAUGGUGUGGAAAUUUUCAGUCACCUCUAUUUGCAUGUGCACGAGUGGUACAUCGGAAAGGACAAGGUGAAAUCCAAGAUUGAAAUAGAUCCAGCCACCCAGAUGGAUGCCGGAGUGUACGAAUGUACGGCGGAUAAUAUGUACUCGAUCGACCGGAGAAGUUUCAAGACGGAUUUCUCGAUUGCGUUUGACUGAUGGCUUUCAGUUGGUGGACCAAUGGACUGUGUUUUAGUGAUAAUAUAGCCGUUAAUGUUAUGAUUAAGAAUAUGAUGGUUUAUUUCUUUUCGUUUGAUUUGGAAAAUGUUUCCGAGACCAAAGAGUAUCCAAAAAUACAUAUCAAUAAUAA
Molecule: messenger RNA, 871 nt
Organism: Armigeres subalbatus
Lineage: Eukaryota; Metazoa; Arthropoda; Insecta; Diptera; Culicidae
Product: immunoglobulin domain-containing protein oig-4-like
Exons: 6
Coding region: 229-720 (163 amino acids)
Biological process (GO): homophilic cell-cell adhesion; synapse organization
Cellular component (GO): plasma membrane; neuronal cell body; axon
Molecular function (GO): axon guidance receptor activity
Source: RefSeq, a predicted model, not a curated record